Messenger RNA from Rhodotorula graminis WP1, 787 nucleotides. RefSeq lists its product as uncharacterized. Bases 1 to 708 code for a protein of 235 amino acids. Lineage: Eukaryota; Fungi; Basidiomycota; Microbotryomycetes; Sporidiobolales; Sporidiobolaceae. The transcript is spliced from 3 exons. The record is from RefSeq and is a predicted model, not a curated record.
AUGUGCCACCACCAGUGGCAGCGCGACACUGGCGACGCUGCGCCCCUCGACUCGACGACCUCGCACACCCACCACCACGAGACUGGCGCCGCUGCGGCCGCCGUCACGCCCAAGGAGCACGUCGCGCCCCACCACGAGCCGGGCGCCGUCGCCGCCAAGGAGCCCGUCACGCCCGCCGCUGCUGAGCGGACGUCGUCGACGACCGCUGCCCCGUCGACGACGAUUGACGCCCCGCCCGCCAACGCCGAGCGCACGGCGUCGCUGAACAAGGCCGACUCGCACCGCGACGCCUCGCCGGCACCGACCUCGACGACCGACGCCGCCGCGCCCGACGCGGCUGCGGCCAAGCCGGACGACGGUGAGUACCACGGCGAGCACGCGGGCAAGCUCGGGUACGGACCGCAGGCGCCGAGCGGCGGCGGGCUCCCGGACCGCUUGAAGGCCAUGGAGGAGAAGAUCAAGGGCAAGCUCACGCACAACCCGGAGCUGGUGCAGCAGGCGCACGAGCGCGACACGGGCGAGCUCGCCGAGAAGCGCCGCCAGUACGACGCGUCGCACGACGACGGCGCCUUCAACAAGCCGGCCGAGGACGACGAGCCCAAGCCGGCGGCUGCUGCGACCACCAAGGAGGGCAAGGCCGAGGACGUGCGCGAGAGCGGCCACGCGGCGUCGGCUGACGCGGCGACGGCUGGCACCAAGUCGGCCUGAGCGAGCGAGCGAGUUUGAAGCGCCCUCUCUCUCCAAGUACCGUACAUACCGUCCAUGCAAUACCUCUUGAGUACCCGUC